AGCACACGUGGGUUCGUGUAUAGUAGCCGAGAGAGCCCAGACAGUGAUAGGGUCUGAACGGAGGAUCGCCACGGCAGCUAGUUACACAGCUAAAGGUCUGAAGGUCAUGACUGUGCUGCACUUCUACAGGAAGGAGGUGGAGAGAGGGCGGAGCCUGCAGAGGGCCGCGCUGCUGUACCCCGACAUCAUCAUCCUCACCGAACACUGCUACAAUGUUGAGCUGAGUGGCCAUGAACCUCUCAGCCAAGAGCAGAAGAACAUCCUUUGUUGGCUGUUUGGUCCACCACUCCAGGCAAGGCAGCUGAAAGAGGAGCCCUUCCUGAAAGCUGGGCCGGGAGAAAGAUUGGUGGAGAUCGGGCCGAGGUUGAAUUUCUCCACUGCGUGGUCCACCAACGCUGUGUCCAUCUGUCAGAGUGCAGGCCUGAGCCAGGUCUCCCGUGUGGAGCUCUCCCGCAGGCUCCUCAUCAAGCCCAAAGAUGGACAGAAUGGGAGGAAGAGUGAAGAAGAGAUGGAGAAACUGAUCAGCAGUUUGUUCGACAGCAUGACCGAGUGCGUAUAUCCCCAUCCGAUUACGUCCUUCGCUGUGGAGACACGCCCCCAAGAGGUCUUUGAGGUGGACAUCAUGGGGAAAGGGCGGGCUGCCUUGGAGAAAGCCAAUGAGGAGCUGGGCUUGGCUUUUGACUCCUGGGAUCUGGAUUAUUACACUGCCCUGUUCCAGAGGGUGCAGAGGAACCCCACUAGUGUGGAGUGUUUUGACUUGGCACAGUCCAACAGUGAACAUAGUCGCCAUUGGUUUUUCCGUGGACACAUGACCAUCGAUGGACAGGAGCAGGAGGAAACUCUUUUCAGCCUUAUUAUGGGGACCCAGCGCCAUAGCAACCAAAAUAAUGUCAUCAAAUUCUGUGACAACAGCAGUGGGAUUGCAGGCAUGGAACUUGAGUGUGUGUAUCCCAGUGAUCCAGCACAGUCUAGUUCCUACGUGACUCGACGUACCACUCGACACGUCAUCUUCACUGCAGAGACGCACAACUUUCCCACAGGAGUGGCUCCUUUCAGUGGGGCGACUACAGGAACCGGGGGUCGGAUUCGAGACGUCCAGAGUGCUGGCAAGGGGGGUCAUGUCAUUGCUGGCACUGCAGGUUACUGUUUUGGCAACUUGCACAUACCUGGUUAUGUCCUACCCUGGGAGGAAGAAGGGUGGGAAUAUCCCUCCAGUUUUGCUCCUCCACUCCAGGUAGCUAUUGAAGCCAGUGAUGGAACCUCAGACUAUGGAAACAAAUUUGGGGAGCCAGUCCUUGCAGGCUUUGCCCGCUCCUUCGGCUUACGUCUGGCCAACGGGGAGCGACGAGAGUGGAUCAAGCCAAUCAUGUUCAGCGGAGGGCUGGGUGCCAUAGAAGACCAACAUGUAAAGAAAGAGGAUCCAGAGCCAGGGAUGGAGGUGGUGAAGAUUGGGGGGCCUGUGUACAGGAUUGGUGUCGGUGGAGGAGCAGCCUCCUCCAUACAGGUUCAGGGCGAUAACUCCAGCGCUCGUGACCUGGGGGCGGUGCAGAGAGGGGAUGCGGAGAUGGAGCAGAAAAUGAACCGGGCUCUGCGGGCCUGUCUGGAAAGACCCGGGGGGAACCCCAUCUGCAGCAUCCAUGACCAGGGGGCUGGGGGGAACGGGAAUGUUCUAAAGGAGCUGAGUGAGCCUGCUGGAGCAGUUAUCUAUGCCAGCAAAUUUAAGACAGGUGACCCCACUCUAAGUGUGCUGGAAUUGUGGGGGGCAGAAUACCAGGAAAGCAACGCUCUGCUCCUCCGUCCAUCAGACCGGGACUUCCUGGAGCAGGUGUGUCGCAGGGAGAAGUGCCCUGUGGACUUUGUGGGCAAAAUAACUGGGAAUGGCAAGAUUGUUUUGGUGGAUGAUCGCAGUGCACUAGGAGAACAAGGGGAUGGGGGGCGGUGUCCAGUGGACUUGCAUCUAGACUGGGUCCUGGGUAAGAUGCCACAAAAGGAGUUUGUGCUGGAGCAUGUGCCCCCAGCUCUGCAGGCCUUGACUCUGCCUUCAGGUCUGUCUGUCUUGAAUGCCCUGGAGAGGGUGCUGAAGCUCCCCUCUGUGGCCAGCAAGCGUUACCUCACCAACAAGGUGGACCGCUCUGUGACGGGACUGGUGGCCCAGCAGCAGUGUGUGGGCCCCCUUCACACCCCCCUGGCCGAUGUAGCAGUCGUGGCUCUCUCUCCAUUCAGCCUCCAGGGGGCAGCGACUGCGGUGGGGGAGCAGCCAAUCAAAGGGCUGGUAUCCCCAGCAGCAGGGGCCCGCAUGGCUGUGGGCGAAGCUCUCACCAACCUGGUCUUCGCUAGAGUCACCGCUCUCAAGGAUGUGAAGUGUAGCGGGAACUGGAUGUGGGCGGCAAAGCUGCCCGGUGAGGGGGCGAGUCUGUGGGAGGCAUGCCAAGCCAUGUGUGAGGUCAUGGGGAAACUGGGUGUGGCUGUGGACGGGGGCAAGGAUUCCCUCAGCAUGGCUGCCCGCGUGAACAAGGAGACGGUCAAAGCUCCCGGCUCUCUGGUGAUCUCCGUCUAUGCUGUGUGUCCUGAUAUAACUGCCACUGUCACCCCUGACCUGGAGGACCCUGACGGGAAAGGUGUGUUGCUGUAUGUACCUGUAUGCCCAGGUAAAUAUAGGCUGGGUGGAUCUGCCCUUGCCCAGUGCUUUGAGCAGCUGGGAGACUGCAGCCCUGACCUGGAGGAUCCGGACAAGCUCUCUGUCUGCUUCAAUACCACCCAGAAGCUCCUUUGUGACCGACUGAUAAGUGCAGGACAUGAUGUCAGUGACGGGGGGCUCAUUUCCUGCCUGCUGGAGAUGGCCUUUGCAGGGAAUCGUGGGUUAGAAGUGGACUUGCCUUUACAAGGGCCCGGAGUUGUGGAGGUGCUGUUCUCAGAAGAGUUGGGUCUGGUUCUUGAGGUGUCUGAGUCUAAUGUUGCCAGAGUGUGUCAAAGCUACGCAGAUGCAGGCCUCAUUUGUCACAGGAUCGGCAAAACCUGCGGGUUUGGACCAGAGUCUAUGGUUAAAGUACGAGUCUGUGGGCAGGAAGUGCUGAGUGAUCGUCUGCCUCACCUCAGGGCAUUAUGGGAAAGCACCAGUUUCCAACUGGAACGCCUUCAAGCCAAUCCACUGUGUGUGCGGCAGGAGGAGGAGGGGCUAGCCAGUCGUACUCAACCAUAUUAUAAGUUGACCUAUGACCCUGCUCAGACACCCAGUAUAAAAGAGCUUGCUCAAGGUCGCCCCCGAGUGGCAGUGGUACGAGAGGAAGGCAGCAAUGGGGAUCGUGAGAUGUCAGUUUCAUUGUUCAUGGCAGGAUUUGAGGUCUGGGAUGUCACAAUGCAAGAUCUGUGUUCAGGAUCCACCACCCUUGACCCCUUUAAGGCGGUAGUUUUUGUGGGUGGAUUCAGCUAUGCAGAUGUUCUGGGCUCAGCCAAAGGCUGGGCGGCGACGGUGACCUUUAACCCGCGCGCGCAGGCGGAAUUUGAGCGUUUCCGUCAGCGCAGUGACACUCUCAGCCUGGGCGUGUGUAACGGCUGCCAGCUGCUGGCCCUGCUGGGCUGGGUUGGAGGAGGAGAUGCCACAGAGCUGGAUGUGAUAUUGACACACAACAAGUCGGGCAGAUUCGAGUCUCGAUUUGUGAGCGUGGGAAUCCUGCCAUCACCUGCCGUUAUGCUGAAGGGGAUGGAGGGUUCGUCUCUGGGUGUGUGGGUGGCCCACGGGGAAGGUCUGGUGCAGUUCAGCUCUCCGCAGGCCCAGGACAGAGUCAUCGGUGGGUCCCUGGCUCCUCUGCGCUAUGUAGAUGACUCGGGGUCUCCCACUGAGCAGUACCCCCAGAACCCCAACGGCUCACCCCAGGGGGUGGCAGGGAUCUGCUCCCCAGAUGGGCGCCACCUGGCCAUGAUGCCCCACCCCGAGCGCACGGUGCUGUCUUGGCAGUGGGCCUGGGCGCCAGAGCCCUUCAGAGCUUCUCUGACCUCGUCUCCCUGGCUCACUAUGUUCAAGAAUGCUGCUGCCUGGUGCCAGACCGUUCAGUGAGCUGGACAGCGCAAGUGAUUAGGUGCAGGGCUAUUCAGCUGACAUCCUUGCACAAAAAAACAUCCUUAGUCAGACUGCAUUAGUGUCUUUAAGUGAGCAGCUAUCCUUGGUCUAGAUGUUUCUUCCUGUCUAAAUUAGAACUUGAUUCCGUGACUAAUUGUUUAUAGCCUGAGCUGAAGUGGAAUAAAAAUCUAGAACUGUUUUGAACUUGAAGUCAUGAACACCCCUGGGGGUACAGUGCCCAUCAGAGAGUGAAGCAUUCUUCCAUUUUCUGUUACAACUAGAUUCUGUUGUUACUAUAGUAACUACUAAGAGUUGCUGUGGUAUGUCUUCCUAUUCUAUUCCUAUGUUUUCUUCUGUUCCCCGAGUCGGUGGAUGAGUCAUGUUUCGGCAAGAUGAAAAAACUUUAGUGGUGUGCUUCAGCCUGUACCAUCAGAAAUGUCCUCUCUGCAUCUGUUUUCAUUAAAGCCAAUUUGUUACAUGCAUUUUUGUGUAAGGUGAGUGAGGACAGUGAGCAUAAUUCUGAAGGCAUUCCAUUUAUCACUAUAAAAAGACAUUCCGCUAACAGCAUUUGUUUCCUCACUGCAAACAAGAUGGUAGACACAUUUUAGCAGUUACAUCACCUGUAGAAAAAAUAUUCUGUCAACCACAACAGCUGCAAUAGGUACUUCACCAUUCAUGUUACUUCUAGUGAGGAGGUUCUGUAAGUGUUUCUUGGUAAAAACAUUGUGCUGCUAAGGAUCAUUAGAUCAUUAUGGUCCAUGGCAACAGCUGACUUGGCAAAU
Molecule: messenger RNA, 4839 nt
Organism: Megalops cyprinoides (Indo-Pacific tarpon)
Lineage: Eukaryota; Metazoa; Chordata; Actinopteri; Elopiformes; Megalopidae
Gene: pfas
Product: phosphoribosylformylglycinamidine synthase
Exons: 29
Coding region: 107-4054 (1315 amino acids)
Biological process (GO): 'de novo' IMP biosynthetic process
Molecular function (GO): phosphoribosylformylglycinamidine synthase activity
Source: RefSeq, a predicted model, not a curated record